This is a messenger RNA of Lottia gigantea (owl limpet), 1341 nucleotides long. RefSeq lists its product as hypothetical. Lineage: Eukaryota; Metazoa; Mollusca; Gastropoda; Lottiidae. Bases 1 to 1341 code for a protein of 446 amino acids. The transcript has 5 exons. The record is from RefSeq and is a predicted model, not a curated record.
AUGACCAGCCCUAUCAAUAAAACUUUUAUUUUGUUACUGAAGAAGUAUGGUAAAAAGAAAGAUAAAUCAUCAGCCUAUUCGCUAACAAUAGGAAGAUCCUCUAAGAAAAUCGAAGUUUUACCUGGUAGUUUACUGCGAUGUGUAGAUGACAAAACAAAAGGACAUACGUUUCAUAUUGUGCUAAUAACUUUAGAUACUGAACCUGUAGAAAUUGAAAUAAUACCUGGUGAAGCUGAGGAAAUACCCACAGAAACAGUGGAGUUACUUUAUCCAAUUGCCAACUGUGGGGAUAGACUGAGAGUUUACAAUGAUAGAAAUUGGCUUGCUGAGGGAAAGACUAUAAAAGUUGGUGAUUCAGUGUAUGUUAAAAUGAAGAUUGAUGGUUCUGAAUUACCUGGUAUUGUCAGAUACAGAGGGAAUUUCAAAGAUAUGAGAGGAAUCCACUUUGGUGUGGAAUUGAUUGAUGAUCAUGGAAGGGGAACCUCCAAUGGAUUUGCACAUGGUCGUCAGUACUUCAAAUGCGCGCAAGAUACAGGAGUUUUUUGCACUGUAAAUAAAAUGCGAAGAAGAAGGGAAAGUUUUGGUCGAAGUGAACUAUCUAAAGCUGAAGGCUUUCAAUUUAAUAAUAGACCAUCAGCUCAAAAUGAGAGAAAAAUGUUAGGUUGUAAUUUAGUAAUAGGUGAUAGAAUAGUUUGGGUGAAGGACAAUGGUGAACCAGAAGAUGGAACUGUAAAAUGGAUUGGAACAUUACCUGAUUCUAAGUUAAAGGAUACAACAGUUGGAGUUGAAUUUGACCAUCCAGUUGGAUCAGGUACAGGAAAAUACAGUGAACAUCGGUUGUUUUAUGCUAAACAGAAUCAUGCAUCUUUGAUACCGGUGAUGGGUCUGAUAAAAGCUGAUGAAUAUUACCCAGAAAAAGCCCCUGAUAACAAUCAUGAUAGAGAUAGUGGACUUUAUACAGAAUUUGAAUCAAGUUUAAAAUCUAAAAUGGAUAAUAGACGUUACCUUGCUGAAAAUACUGAUAAUUAUUCUAAAACUACAGAUAGACCGGUGAGAGUGUCAUCAAAAGAUGAUUCUGUUAUUAGAAAAGACAAAUUUGAUAGCCAUGACAAUUCGCUGGGACUUUUAUCAAGUUUACCCUUAUAUCAAUUUGAUAUUGGAAAAGACUUUCGUGGAAGAGGAAGUAAAGAAAAUGGUUUUAGUGUGUAUAAAACUGAUAGACAUAAUGGAAGCAAAUAUACAAAUACAGCUUCAGGCAGGCAGUAUGGUGAAGGAAUGAAUCCCAUGUAUGAAUAUUCUAAACUUGAAACUGUCACUCACAAUGUAACUAUUCUUUCUUGA